Prosopis cineraria is the source of this 2968-nucleotide messenger RNA. Its product is annotated as E3 ubiquitin-protein ligase MBR2-like. NCBI's taxonomy places the organism in Eukaryota, Viridiplantae, Streptophyta, Magnoliopsida, Fabales, Fabaceae. Gene Ontology annotation, molecular function: ubiquitin protein ligase activity. The coding region runs from base 575 to 2755 and encodes 726 amino acids. The transcript is spliced from 8 exons. The record is from RefSeq and is a predicted model, not a curated record.
GUGAACAUAUUGUAAAGUUUGAAACCAACGCAGGGCGGGGAAAAGAUGGGAUAAACACUGAGAGCGAAUUUGGGAAUAAAGGCAAUGAAUCGCGUUGUUUUUGGUUUAAUGUAGAGAAUGAGGAUGAGACUGAGAGUCAUGGAGAUGAGCGACACGCUGGAUCGGGAGGAUAAGCGGACCACAGAAGCGUUACAAACCCUUUGUCUGCAGCCACCCUAGGGAUUUUACGACUUGGGAUUUUCUGUUUUUACUUCCCUAAUGAGAUCAAUCCUGCAAAGGAAUCUUUUUAAUACCCAAAUUUCCAUUCAAUGUACAGUCUUCGAAGCUCAUGGAUACAAUGCUCCGAUUCAGAGUAUAAAAGACACACACCUCUUCAGAUUAUUCUUGCGGAGAACAGGAAGCGUGGGGGAAGAUAACAGUAAGUGUGUUGGAGAAAGAUGUUAGAGUUUUACUUUCCCUGCGCCGAAUUUCACAAUCUAUAUAGGCCUGAGUGACUCUGCAAUUAGCCACACUACCUGGUCCUUUUUUGGAUUUUUCUCCUGGAUAUUCAGCCUUCAGGUCUAACUCAUAGGCAAUGAUGAACCAUCAAGGAGGAAUGAGUCACCUGAAUUGUAAUGCCAACAACCAAAGCAAGGUCAAUCAUCAGCUCAUUCAAGCAUCGGAAUUGAUACCUACUGCAAGUUCCUUUACUGCAGGUGAUCAUAGGUUCCCUGAUCAGGUUUCGCGGUCAAAUCAUGCUGGUUAUAAUGAGAGUUUAAAUAAUUUUCCAAAUAAUGAUCGCAGUGCUGCUGCUUUUCCUCAUGAAUCGUCUGAAGUGUUGAGGUUUUCUCCUUUAACUUCCCUUUCUGGAAAUGUUAGAAGGUUCCCAGAUGGGCUUUCUGGAUCAAGUGACUUCCACUCUCAAGCAAGUAAUAGUAUUAUUCCAAGCAUUGGUCACAGUGCUGGUGUUGUUCCUCAAAAUGUUGACUCAGGUGCAGAAUAUGCUCGGAACAAUUAUUAUAACGAUUUGAAUUUGUCACUAAGUCUCGGCCCUCAUUCAUCUGAACUAGAAAAUCAGAAUACCAGCAGCUCUUGCACAACUGUAAUUGAUCUUGGAAGAUCAAGUUCUGCAGUGCAAGAGCAAAGUUUGGAUAGCAGCUCAGUUAGUAUGAGGCGUUUAUCCUGCAAGAGAAAGUCUCCUGAACAUGCUGUCAGGGAAUUGUUAGUAGGUGAGAGUUCUAGCUCAGCUGCACAAACUGGAUUUUCCAAGCGGUGGGCUUCUGAAGUCCAUGGCAAUAAUGGGCUAAACAUAUGUACUCCUUGCACUAGCCCUGUUAGUCAUCAAGAACGGUCUGAGACCAUUAUUGGUCAUAGUCCUAUAGGGCCAGUUUCUGACGUUCAGCAUUUGAAUGGAGCUAGACUAUCUGAAAACUUCCGAAGUAACAUUCAUCUUCAUACAACUGCAAAUCAACAAACUUUUCUACCAACCAGCAUUUUGUCAUCAGGUUACAGGAGGGAUGCUCAUAUCCAGUUACCCAGUCAGUCACCUUUGUAUGGCCAAGUCAACCAUCCUCCAUUCUUCAGAUCUGCAGAAAGUUCUAUUAAUCCACUGUUCUCAGUGCAGCCUGAUGGGCAUGUUCCUAUUUUUCAUGAAACUCCACAGGCUACCCCCUGGAUUAACAUGAUGAGACCAAGAAGUGUUUUUUCUUCAUUUUUGCCUGUCAAUACUACAGUGGAAAGUGAUGCUGUGGCACCCUUUCAUUACCCAAGACACAUAACUGAAAACAUUAUGCUUAGCCGCCAAAUUGGAGUGAGAAAUUGGGUACAUGAUGCAAGAAACUCACAUUUUGUUAAUGGAGCUGCAAACUUCCAUGGAGAUUUUUUCUGCCCUCUUCAUGGUUGUGUUUCUGGUAUAAUUCAUUCAGAAAAUGCCCCUACUUGGUUCUCAGGGUUCAGUUUUGCUGAUCGUUACAUGCAGACACCAUCAAGAAUUGUGAAUCACCCUGUGCUUGCAACUACUGGUUUCCCUUGGCCCAGUCACAGCCCAGCAGAUUCAGAUCUUUCAGCUGUCUUACAGGAACUGCGCUUUGCUGUUGGAUUUGUUAAUACCGUAUCUCAGAAUCAGCAUGCAUCAGGAGCAAGAUCUGAGAAUCAUGCUGCCUUUAAUUUUACAUGGUCACUUGCUAAUGCUCGAAAUAGAAUGAGGCUGAGGCCUGAGAAUCUGCAUGCAUCAGAAGCAAGACCCGAGAAUCAAGAUGAUAGCUAUUAUGAUCACCUUUAUCAUUCGUUUUGGUCGCCUGCUAAUGCUGCAAACAGAAGGAGGCUGAGUAUUGAGCUUCACCAUAGGCUGGCACAUAUGCGCAGUGAAGACCCCUUGCAGCCUGUGAUGAUUCCACGGGAAUUGAGGAUGUUGGACCAUUCAAUUAUAAUGGAUAUCCUUCAGGAGCAUGCCAAUGUAGAUGAGCUGCAUUUUGAUUUAGACGACUGGACAAAUGAGGAUCUUGCUGCCCUAGCAGAGCCUAUUGAGGCGGGCCUGAGUGAGGAAAUGAUUCUCAGCCACCUUAGGCAGGAAAAAUUCCAUCUCAUCCCAGCUGGGUCUGAGGAAAACGAAUGCUGCUGCAUAUGUCAGGAGGAGUACCAUGAAAAUGAAGAUCUGGGCAAGCUGUGCUGUGCCCACAGAUUUCACGUAGACUGUAUCAAGCCAUGGCUCGAGCUGAAGAACAUCUGCCCCAUUUGCAAACAAGUCGCACUUCCUCUUUUUCUUGAUUCUCCUUAAAUUUAUGUAUCUUUUUUCCUGCAUGAAAGAAGCUUAUUGACAAUGCAACCUCAUGUUUGGAUACAAAUUUGCUUCAAAUGACAUCUGUAUCCCGAUCUAAGGUUUAAGUCAAAGCAGUUUUGGAUAGUUUUUCAAGUUCAGCUGUGUUAUUAUUCAUAUGUUGUUGUUUGGAUACAAAUUUGCUUCAAAUGAUUUUUGUAUUCCGACCUAUAA